AGCCCUCGGCGGCGCCUUUCUGCCUUCGUCCUUGCUGAUUCUUGAAUUAUCGCGCGUUGCUUUUCCGCCGUUGCCCACCAAGGCAUAAGGCAUCUCUCUCUGUCUUUCUCUUUUGUUAAAGGAAAUCAAUGCCUGUCUUCACCUUGUCCGCCAUUUGCUGAACUUGGACUACCAGAGCUUCCAAGGGUUCAGGGUUCGGUCUUUGAGAGGAAGGAGCAGAUGCAUUCAAUACUUUGAGUUGAGCGCUUAGCUUGGUGUCUUAAUCUCGGCGCGGUCUGUACCAGGAAAAUGAGGCACCAAGACCAUUAUGCCCGUUCAGAUGUCAACCAAUUGGUAGCUGCUCAGAUGCAACACAUGGCUGUGCAAAGGAUGCAUCACAAUCCUGGCUUGGAGCCAUAUGCAGGAAGAUCGGAUGCAAUACAGUUAGAAGCAGAACAGCGUUAUGCUCCCUUAAAGUCAGAAUCACAAUGGCAGUGGGAUGGGAAGGACCCAAAAGGCGGCCCUACUUCAUUGGGGUCUCACCUUUAUAGAGAAGGCCCUGAAAACAUCAACUCCUAUCAAGGACAAAAAUCUGAUCUGAACUCAGUAAUGGAGAAGGCACCAAGUAACACUGACACAAGAGCCUCAGAUCAUCAUGAGCAAGACAUGGAAAUUGGUUAUGAGGAAGCACAAUUACCUGAGACUUUGGAAGCUCUUGACCAGAAGUUCAUGGAUGAAACUUUGAGGUUGACCACAGAACAACAAGAUGCAGAAAAGGAAGAAAGCGCAAGGCAUCUAAAGAGAAUGAGAGAAAUUGAUGAACAAUAUCAAGCUAAGCUGUCUACGAUAUGGGCACGACAUAGGAACCAGCUAGAAGAUCUUAUACGUCGAGAAGCACAAUUGCGUCAUCAGCAAUACCAACAUGCUGCACGGAGUCAGUACCAACAUGGUAGCGUGGGAGCUGGUGAUCUUCAUGGCUAUGGGGCUUCUUUUGGUGAUGGGCCCCAAGGUUACCCUACGAGAGCUUAUGAUGCAUACAGAGAGCGGAUGCAAUCAUAUGGGAAUGCUUCUCAUCCUCAUCCUAGAAAUCCUGCAUAUGAUGUGAGAGGACCAUAUCCAGGAGGGCGAAUUUAUGACACUAAUCCUCGUUACUACUAGUGCAAGUAUGACCUUGCGGAGCUGUUUCCUCUGAUUAAGGCAUCUGUUCAUUGGCAUGAUUGGAACACAUCGUGAUUAAUCAUGUUUGUAGAUGAGAAAGAGUAGUGUCAUUAUUCUGAGGUCAACUAUGGUCUUCUGUACACAAUCUUAUCAGAAUGUGGUACUUUAGAUGCUCAAGAUUUCUCUACUUGUCUGUUUUUCACAUAGCUCGGCAUUUCCAUUGACUGGUAAGUGGCUGAAUGGUUUUUUAUAGCAAAUACUGGCACAUGAUUGGAAAUCAAAUAGGGGGUUAUGCUGUCUAUUUUUAGCCUAAUGUCCUUUUAUGGAGCUUCAAGAAACAAAAUGCUGUAGCUUGCUCUGGCUCUAAAGCAAAGUAUCCAUUUGUGGCCAUUAUAGCUGCUAAACUUAUAUGGAUGUGGAUUCAAUAUCUUCUACGUUUAAUAUCUUCUACAAGAAUUUCCUAUCAAA
Nymphaea colorata (pocket water lily) is the source of this 1605-nucleotide messenger RNA. RefSeq lists its product as uncharacterized. The record is from RefSeq and is a predicted model, not a curated record. The coding region runs from base 289 to 1137 and encodes 282 amino acids. Lineage: Eukaryota; Viridiplantae; Streptophyta; Magnoliopsida; Nymphaeales; Nymphaeaceae. The transcript has 6 exons.